Messenger RNA from Arabidopsis thaliana (thale cress), 381 nucleotides. RefSeq lists its product as uncharacterized. The record is from RefSeq and is marked reviewed. NCBI's taxonomy places the organism in Eukaryota, Viridiplantae, Streptophyta, Magnoliopsida, Brassicales, Brassicaceae. Bases 1 to 381 code for a protein of 126 amino acids. The transcript has 5 exons.
AUGGCUAAAUCAACCCAAGCAAAAUGCUUAAUGAGCAUUGAUCCGUGGCUGUUUCCGCUGGGUUUGCAAUUUUUUAUGGUGCUUGUUGUUCUCCGGUGGUUUGUUGCCUUUGGUGAGUUUGGAAUUCGGGCGCGUCCCUUCGAUGAUGCUCCAGUGGUCGAUUUCUGGGUUGGGAUUAUGCUCAAUAUGCAAGUUGUGGCUUUGCUAAGUGAAGGCAGAAGAGAACCCUUGUUUGGACUGCAUGUGAUUGAGGACGCCAGAAGCCAGAAGGUGAGUCCAUUCACGGUGGUUAACUAUAGUACUCUCGGGUACUUAGAUGGUGCUCGUGGAGAUUGUUUCUCGGAGAUGUGGUUGAGCUUCAUGACUCCUCGGAAACACUGA